Molecule: messenger RNA, 3320 nt
Organism: Sander lucioperca (pikeperch)
Lineage: Eukaryota; Metazoa; Chordata; Actinopteri; Perciformes; Percidae
Gene: sox19b
Product: SRY-box transcription factor 19b
Exons: 2
Coding region: 435-1355 (306 amino acids)
Biological process (GO): cell differentiation; regulation of DNA-templated transcription; anatomical structure morphogenesis
Molecular function (GO): DNA-binding transcription factor activity, RNA polymerase II-specific; RNA polymerase II cis-regulatory region sequence-specific DNA binding
Source: RefSeq, a predicted model, not a curated record
ACUGAAGCUCUUCGCUCUCCCAUUGGUCCACACCCGGCUGACUGCACGAGAAUAGGGGAACUUUUCCAGUGAACGGGCAGAUGAGUUCAGUGUGUGAGUUGGCCGUCUGACAACAAGUGGUUUUUCCGCGGAGAACUGUUUCACAGCACUGAGGAGAGGCAGCUACUCACUUUACAAUAGCCUAAGUAUCUAAGUAAUGACUGCCACAACCUGACUUAUCAUUUAAGAGAAACCUGGUCGUCCGUUGCGGUGUUUUGUGUCCCGGGUGCGUCGUGAGUAGCCUAAUUAGUUGAUUCGCAUCACCCGGCAAUCCCGGUUCAAUCUGCAGGGAAACCUGGCCAGAAGUCGCCAGGUGGACGGCGACAAAGGCUCCUGUGUGUUCGGCGUUUCAACUCUUCCGUAACUCAGCUUAACUUGACUACAUCUGCCCCAACAUGUACAGCAUGAUGGAACACGAGCUGAAGCCGAGCGGCCAGCCGCCUUCUCACCAGACCUCCCAGGGAAUGUCACCAAUCACCGGCAACAUGACCGGGGGCAUGGGCGGCAAUGGCAACUCUCACCCGGGCUCCAAAACGGCAUGCGCACCUGGAGUCGACCCCAUGGAUAAAGUCAAGCGGCCCAUGAACGCCUUUAUGGUCUGGUCCAGGGGACAGAGGCGCAAGAUGGCCCAAGAAAACCCCAAAAUGCACAACUCUGAGAUCAGCAAGCGGCUGGGAGCGGAGUGGAAACUCCUCACCGACGCUGAGAAGCGGCCUUUCAUCGACGAGGCCAAGCGGCUCCGGGCGGUCCACAUGAAGGAGUACCCCGACUACAAGUACAAGCCCCGCCGCAAGACCAAGCCCCUGCUGAAAAAGGACACUCAGAUGGGCAAGUACCCUCUGUCAGCAGGCAACCUGCUGGCGGCGGCGCAGGGCCAAGGUGGUAGUCCGAGGAUGGACAGCUACGGCUGGGGCCCCGCCGGGGGGUACGCAGGCAUGCAGGGCGAGGCGCUCGGCUACACACAGCAGCUCCACCGGUAUGACCUGUCAGCUCUCCAGUACCCACCUGCAAUGACGGCAGCACAGACGUACAUGAACGGAGGCAACUCGUACAGCCCCAUGUCCUACAGCAGCAGUCCCCAGCAGCACAGCCCCGUCACCAUGUCCAUGGUGAAAGCGGAGCCGGUGUCCCACUCGCCCCCGACGGGGACGCCCAGCCACCACCGGGGCCCUCUGCAGGGCGACCUCAGGGACAUGAUCAGCAUGUACAUCCCCGGCCCCGGGGGGGACGGCGGGGACCCCACGGCAGCACAGAGGGGCUACACCAGUGUCCAGCAGCACUACCUCACCGGGACCGUCCCACUCACACACAUCUAGGACUGGAAGUGGGAGCCGGCGGGGAGGGAAGGGGGUGAACUGAGUGGGCGGAGCAGAAACGCUCACGAUGCACAGCUGGCUGGACAGGAGAUGGAGUCUGUGGGGGGGACUUUAGACUGGCAAAGCAAAGAGACGCAAGACGUGAAGGAAAAACAUUUUAUUUUUUAUUUUUUUUCCUGCAUUCAGUCUAUCAGUUACGUCUGUGCCUGCAGUUACAGACAGACACACAAGAACCGACAAGACAUUUUUAGUCACUAUUCAUUGUUUUUCUACCUCUUUGGUGCCCCAUCAGUUAAGAUAAAUGCCACCCGCUCCCACCAACCACCACCUGUACAGAGCGGAGGCUCCUUCCCCGCCCCCCCCCCCCCCCACCACCGCAGACUGCUCUUCAGGAAGGACUGCAGCGAAGACGAGGGGCCACGUUUGUUUAUUGUGUACAUACAAGGAAAUGUUUCUGUCUUUUUUUCUGUCCUCUUGUCUUUUUUUUCUUCUCCAUAGUAUGUCAAAGACUCCUUUUUUUUUUUUUUCUUAAUACCACUCUAAACACUUGAGACCCUGGCACUCAUGACACUUCCACCAUACCCAGUCAGUGGCUGGGGGGGGGGCGCUGUUUGACCACGGAGCCAGUCCCCGCUGCCUGCAGCCACAGCACAGAGACACCUGUCCUGGCAACCAUGUUAGACAGAUCCUAAUCUCUCAGCCGGUGCUCGGGUUGUCCUGAUGUGUGGGCGGAGCCUGGGGGGGCCGGCGGGGGAGAACGGGAAGGGAAUGCACAACUUGAAUGAUGAGCUUUUUUUUUCUUUUUUUUUCUUUAACAAACUCUUUGUGCCUUGGCUUUGGUUUAGUACUCUUGCAUUUUUCUGUGUUUUUUUUACCUGCUGAAAUCUAGUUGGAUGGCAUGGGAAACCCCUGUUGGACAAUCAACACUGCAUCCACAGGAACAGAACACACUAGCUUCUAUGAUCUGUGGUGUCGCUAAGAACGUAGGACCAUGCCGGUUCUAAAUCCCAUUUCAGUAGGUCUGUAGUGUCCUCAGUCACACCACACCACUGCUGUUUUUGCUGCCUGUAUGAGUUUGAUUUGCUGUAUUAGUUUUAGAUUUGAUCUGUUGAUGUAAAUGUUAAGAUGCGUUGUUCUGGAGUCGCUCUGUGUAUUCAUUGUCACUUUGCUCUAGGCAAGAGUUGUAUUGUUUUUUUGUUUUUUUUUGGGGGGGGGGGGUUUAGGCUUUUUCAGUAAGUGAAUGAAAUUUAAUUUGAAAUGCUGCAUUUCAGUUGUUUUAUUCCAAAUGGCAGAUUAAGACUUGGAAGUUAUGUCUUCCACAAAGUAAACUGGAUUGGCAAUUUUGUGUUUUUACUACCAGUAAAGGGAAUGUAUAAAAGUAAGUUUCACAUUCAGUCUCUUGACCUGUGAGUAAUUCUGUCAUUCUAUAACAUAACAAGUGCUUUUAAUCCUGGUUCUCUCAAUCGGACAGUGCUGUUUUUUGUCCGUUUCUGUCUAGCCUGCUGUCUGCUUACUAGUGCUGCUAUGGACCUAAAGGGAACUUUUAUUUUCAACCUACACAAACUGUGAAUAUUGAAUGUGGUAGAUUUAUUCAGACAGUUAACUUUGAAGCAUUCCAUUACUAACUCAACAUGCACUGGAAACAGAUGCCUUACUUGUUUGUUUUUUUGAAAAAGGGAGAGCAGUUCUAUUAAAGUAAUGCGUGAAUGUUUACAUUGUUACCCAAGUGUUUUAACUUUUCUACUGACUUGUAUCUCUAUUUUUUAGAAUGAAUUCUCUUGUAUGUAAAUGCUGCCAUAUACUAGUGACUGUGUGUAGCAUUCAUGUAAAUAAUGUAUACAUUUUUAGGCUCUUAUACUAAGAGUCUCGAUUCCUUUUUUGGUUUUAAAAAAAAAAAAAAAUCUUUGUUAUGGCAUUCAUGACAAUAUUAAUAAAAAGUACAAAUCCUUUUCAUUAAUGUCACGU